AACUGCUGGGGUUACAAAGCAGACCCUUUCACUUUUUCGGGGCGAAUCGUUCCGGCGUCAUUACAUACAGCAUCAAAAUCUCCGGUGGCUGUUUAACGACAAUUUCGACUCUUUCAUAAGUUUCGCAUAUUUGACUGUACAUUAUUUUCUUGAUUUUUCUGUAUUAUUAACCGUCGGAUCGUGCCUUGAAAAUCACUGCCACAAUGCUUCGUAACGCCGCUGCCGGCGCUCGAAAGGCCGUCACGGAGCUUUCACAAUUUCCUAAGCCCGGCGAGAAGCUUCACGGCUUCACCCUUGUCCGGUCCAAGCAUGUUCCUGAGCUUGAGUUGACGGCUCUUCACCUUCAGCAUGACAAGACAGGAGCCGAUUAUCUGCACAUUGCCCGCGACGACAGUAACAAUGUCUUUUCCAUCGGUUUCAAGACGAACCCUCCGGAUGAUACUGGUAUUCCUCACAUUCUAGAGCAUACGACACUAUGCGGUAGUGAAAAAUAUCCCAUUCGUGACCCUUUCUUCAAGAUGCUUCCCCGAACACUAUCGAACUUUAUGAACGCGUUCACGGCAUCAGACCAUACUUUCUACCCCUUUGCGACAACCAACGCGCAGGACUUCAAGAACCUCAUGUCUGUGUACCUCGACUCAACAUUGCACCCACUGCUCAAGAAGUCCGACUUUACCCAGGAGGGUUGGCGAAUUGGUCCCGAGAACCCACUUGCUGAGGACGAGGCGAGCAAGAAGUUGGUAUUCAAGGGCGUGGUUUACAACGAGAUGAAGGGCCAGAUGUCAGAUGCUGGGUAUUUAUACUACAUUCGCUUCCACGACCAUAUCUUCCCCGAUAUCAACAACUCGGGUGGCGACCCCCAGAAGAUCACAGAUUUGACAUACGAGCAACUGCGAAAGUUCCACGCCGAGCACUACCACCCGAGCAAUGCCAAGGUCUUCACUUACGGUGAUAUGCCCUUGGUUGACCACUUGCAGCAAGUCGAUGCUCAACUCCAGGCUUUUGAGAAGAUACAGGGUGACAGGCAAAUUCACGAACCCGUAACACUGACCGGCCCCAAGGAAGUUACUCUGUACGGCCCACUUGAUCCUCUUGUCGACCCUGAUCGUCAGUACAAGACCUCUGUGUCAUGGAUCAUGGGUGACACCACAGAUGUGUUGGAGUCUUUUUCUCUGGCACUUCUAUCAACCCUCUUGAUGGAUGGUUAUGGUUCUCCUCUGUACCGAGGUCUUGUUGAGGCUGGCAUGGGUGCUGAUUGGAGCCCCAACGCUGGAUAUGAUAGCUCUGCUAAGAAGGGAAUUUUCUCUAUCGGUCUCACUGGUGUUCAGGAGGCUGAUGUUCCUAAGCUCAAGGAGAAGGUUCAGCAGAUCUUGAGGGAAGUCCGAGAGAAAGGUUUCGACAAGACCAAGAUCGAUGGAUCUCUCCAUCAGCUCGAGUUAUCGCUCAAGCAUAAGACUGCCAACUUUGGAUUUUCCAUGCUGAACCGUCUCAAGCCCAAGUGGUUUAACGGUGUGGACCCCUUUGAUUCAUUGGCUUGGAACGAUACCAUCAAUGGUUUCCAAGCUAAGAUGGCUGAGGGCAACUACCUAGAAGGUCUCAUUGACAAGUAUCUACUGAACGACAAUACUUUGACAUUCACAAUGGCCCCUUCAAGCACCUACGGAGAAGAUCUUGUCAAAGAGGAACAGGAGCGACUUUCUACCAGAAUCCAAGCAGCUAUUAAGGAGGCUGGCAGCGAAGAGAACGCCCGGAAGCAUUUCGAGAAGCAAGAGCAGGAGUUGCUGGUUGAACAAAACAAGACUAACACUGAGGACCUCGGCUGUCUGCCCACUGUUCACGUCAAGGAUAUCCCCCGAAGCAAGGAGCCUGUGGUUGUGCGAGACGAGAAUGCCAACGGCACCAAGAUCCAGUGGCACGAGGCUCCUACGAACGGCUUGACAUACUUCCGUGCCAUCAACACGUUGGAGAACUUGCCUGAUGAGCUUCGCGAGCUGGUCCCUCUGUUUACCGACAGCAUCAUGCGUCUUGGUACUAAGGACUUGAACAUGGAGCAGCUUGAAGACUUGAUCAAGCUCAAGACUGGUGGUGUUUCAGUUGGGUACCACUGUACCCCGUCUCCCACCGAUUUCCACGCUGCUAGUGAAGGCCUCAUCUUCACCGGUAUGGCCCUGGAUCGCAAUGUUCCCGUCAUGUUCGAUAUCAUCCAAAAGCUCGUUUUGGGAACUGAUUUCGACAGCCCAGAGGCAGCUCUCAGGAUUCGACAGCUGCUGCAGGCAUCUGCUGACGGUGUUGUGAACGAUAUUGCAUCCACUGGCCAUCGGUUCGCGAUGGGUAGUGCUGAAUCUGGUCUCACCCGCUCCUCGUGGCUUCGACAACAAGUUUCCGGCCUUUCUCAGGUGCAGCUGGUGACUUCACUGGCUAGCCGACCUGAGACAGACAAGCUUGAAGAUGUUAUUUCCAAGUUGAAGCAGAUUCAGAGCAUUGCACUAGCGGGAGGAAACCUACGCACAGCAAUUACCUGCGGCCCAGAGAGUGUUGCAGAGAACAGUGCUUCUCUGCAAAAGUUCGUGGGUAACCUCUCCCGCGAUCCUCUGGACCUGAAGAAUCUGUCUCCUCGUCAACUUCCUAAGGAUAGCAAGACGUUCUAUCCUCUGCCUUACCAAGUUUACUAUGGUGGAUUGUCAGUACCAACCACGUCAUACACGGCAGCGGAGGGUGCACCUCUCCAGAUCCUGUCACAGCUCCUUACACAUAAACACCUGCAUCACGAGAUCCGUGAGAAGGGUGGCGCAUAUGGUGGAGGUGCUUACUCCCGCGCCCUCGAUGGCCUCUUUGGCUUCUACUCUUACCGUGACCCCAACCCUCAAAACACACUGAGCAUCAUGCGCGGUGCUGGGCAAUGGGCUGUCGAUAAGAAGUGGUCAGACCGUGACCUUGAGGAGGCCAAGAUCUCUGUAUUCCAGGGAGUUGAUGCCCCCAAAUCUGUGAACCAGGAGGGCAUGGGCCGAUUCCUCUCAGGUAUCACUGAGGAGAUGAAGCAAAAGAAGCGUGAGCAGCUUCUUGACGUAACCGAGGACCAAGUGCGCGAGGUGGCGCAGCGCUACCUCGUUGACGGACUGGCCAAGGGCGAAGCCAGAGUCGCUUUCCUUGGAGAGAAGCAGUCCUGGGUCGACGGCGAAUGGAAGAUCCGCGAAAUGGAUGUCAAGGGCGCCGAGCAAGGCUAAAAGAAAACGAUUAUGAAGCUAAUGACGACCUAGAGUUGGAAGCAUCAGCAUGCUAGAGGUUUGGAUGAGCAAUGAGCAGCUGGAUUUACAGCUGUAUGAUGGCGUGUACGAUGAAGUGUAAAUUACACAGAUGAACAAAGCAUAAAUGACCCUCCUCACGUUGCGUCGCAGCGGAACUUUCCACCCUAUGUGAAGACGAGGAAUUUUGUGCCUCGUUACGCGUUCAGAUACGAUACAUCUCUUUACCUAUGCGAUGGUACAGAGACCACAGAGCAACGCAAGAGUAGAUACAGCCCCUCUUUUUCAUUUCUGUCUAUCUUCAUUUCUGGAAGCUACUUUCACCUUGGCAUCUGUUGUGGGAACCUCGAGGCUGCGGAGCGAAAGCACCAAGUACGAGGAGUUCUAUGAUUGGAGACUGGGGAGUUCGUGGAAGAAGGGAGUCGGUGUGAUGGGUGAAGGAGAGGUGGUAGCUCGUUCUAUCAGAGCCGGAGUCCUUGAGCGAUGGAUUUACUGGACUAAAGAGCAGAGUACAUGCAUGUGAUGUGUUACAGAGUGACCAACGUUGAAUAUGCUGUGUGACUGUUGCAGGUUCUCGGACGGAAGAAGAUGCCGAUUCGUCUAUUCGUAUACGAUGAGAUAUCUAUAGAGAGGCAUUAAAAGGACAUUGUUGAGGGUGUCCUUUUGAUGGAGAAUAUGACGAUGGACAAAGAUAGCCAGGGGCUGGUCAAUGGUGCCUGACCGCGGAAUAAGCUCCAGCCUUACGCGGUCCCUUGUCGUGUGCCGUUGUUUAUUUACUGAGGGAAUUACUGGGUCUUUAUUAUACUGAAUACUAAGGACAUGACGCUUACAAGCCAGAUCUCAGGGAGCAGGAAAACAUGAGACCUUGAUCCUAAGUGAUAAACCAGUUAGGUAAUUUACUCUAAGUUUGGGAAACCUUUUGCCGAACUCAUUUUAACACCAUAUACGGAGUAUUGAGGCCUGA
Molecule: messenger RNA, 4206 nt
Organism: Fusarium verticillioides 7600
Lineage: Eukaryota; Fungi; Ascomycota; Sordariomycetes; Hypocreales; Nectriaceae
Product: mitochondrial presequence protease
Exons: 2
Coding region: 204-3224 (1006 amino acids)
Biological process (GO): protein processing
Cellular component (GO): mitochondrial matrix
Molecular function (GO): metal ion binding
Source: RefSeq, a predicted model, not a curated record